AAAAUCAAAAUAAACAUUAAUAUAUUCGAGAAAAAUGAAAAACUUUGUAUACUUGAGCCAUGAUAAUUUAUUUUUAAGUACUCUCUAAAUUACCACAAUAUAUUCAUAUUCUUAUGUUUUGUGAACUAGCUCGGUUUUCUUACAGAGUAUCAUGUUCCUUCUGGGUUUUAGUAUUGAUUACCAUCCUGAGAAAUGAUUUCUCUACCUAAUUGUGUUCAUAAAAUUUAUGAUUAAAAGUAUGGAAACGAAUCAUUUUGAAUGGAUUCAAAUAUUCGAUAUCACUGAAGUAAACAAACAUCAAAGAGGCUUUAUUAUAUACAAAGUAAUUUCAUUUUUAUAUCCAGAAAAAUGUCCUGACGCAGUAACAAAGCUCACUGUGUGGAAACGCUAUAAUGACUUCAAAAAAUUAUAUAAAGAAAUAAAGAUUCUACAUGGAAAAUAUAACAUACCUGAGAAAUUGCCGUCUCUCUGUAGAGGAUCGUUUUUGAAAAAAUAUGAUGAACAUUCAAUUACAGAAAAAAAGGAAAGCGCCUUAAACUUCUUAGAAUAUGUAGGCAGUCAUUAUCAAUUAUUCACAUCAAAGGAGUUUCUAAAGUUCUUUGAAACAAGUUACAUGCCUGUGGAGCAUGUGAAUGGUAACAUAAACAGUAUUAAAGCUGAUUUGAAUUUACCAGAUGAUCCAGAAUUUGUAAGGAACACUGAUGAUGAGAUUAAUAGCGAUUCAGACUCGGUUUCCACACGAAGUAGUGUUAAUAUCCUCGAAACCUCAUGUGCUUCUUUAAUUUCAGAUCGGCUGGCAAAAUCUUCAUCACCCACAACGUCUCAUUCUCAGUCUCCUAAAUACUCAAAUAGAUUGCAAAACGGUACCUUUUCCCAAACUUGUGAUGACGAUGAUGGUUACAUGAAACGUGCAGAAAAACUUGAAAGCAAUGGGCAUUACGAAGAGGCAUAUGCAGCUUGCAAAGCUGCUUUAGACAUUUUAAAUGAACGUGAAAAAAAUGAGACUGAUUAUGACGAAAGAAGGAUACUUAAACAUAAAAUUGAAAUUUGCUCCUUGAGAACAGAAAGGGUUUAUAACAUGUAUCUAGCCCCAGAGGUUAAAGAUCUCAGGAUACAAUCAGAGAGCGUAAUCAAGAGAGAUAGUAUUCAAAAACAAGCCAUUUCCGACAUUUAUAGAUAUAAUGUCCUAAGAAAGGUGGAUUCUGGAAUGUUGGUAUUAUAUGCAGAUACCCAGAAAACUUUCUAUGUAAAAGUAAUUAAUAAGACUACAACUUUUUCUGAGGAAGACUUCAUCUUACCUGAAAGUAUACCUUAUAUGGUUCAGUUGCACAAUUUUUACAAUUGUGAAAAUUCAAUAUUCAUCAUAUUAGAAUAUGUAAAUGGUUUGAAACUAUCUGAUUACCUGAAGAAAAUUAGAUUAAAAUUUGAGAAUAACGAGACUUUAGAGAAUUUGUACGACAAAGCAACUGAUAUAGACAUUCCAGAUGAUGAUUCAGAAAGUAGUUUCAGUGAACUUGUGACUAACUACACCAAAAUAAAGAAAAAUGAUGCUGUUGAUGAUGAUUUUGUGCAUAUUUCGAAAAAUGAUUUUUCCCUUAGUUUCUCUGAUAAAUGUGAGGCUGAACUACAAAUACCAACAACUUCUGCAUUCAAAGAACCAGUUUCCAAUAUGUCUAAUAGCAGAAAAAGCUCAUCAAUAUCUACUGUAGAUACAGAAACCGAAUAUAAUGUAGACAUACCACAACAUGAAGUUAUAGUGACAUGGGCUGCACAAUUGAUUUUAGCUCUCGAAAAACUCCACAUGCUGGGAGUUAUAUGCAAAGAUUUACGUUUGCAUAAUUUAUUGAUAAAUGAAAAUGGGGACCUCACUUUAACUUACAUGUGCAAUGCCAAAGAACCACAUGGUAUCUUUGUUAACAAAAGAGACUUGAACUUGGCUCCAGAAGUUCAAGGAAUAGGUCCUGUAGGGGAAGAAGCUGAUUGGUGGAGUUUGGGAGCCAUAUUUUAUGAAAUCUUGGUGGGUAUGAAUCUAAACGAUUUGCAUCCAGAAUUUUUUCAUCGAAGUACUAUUCUGAGGGUCCCAAAAUAUGUAUCACCUGAGGGGAGAUCUCUACUGAGACAGUUACUGGUUUAUGAACCAAAAAAACGUUUAGGAUCAGGAACUCAUGGUGUAGAUAACUUGAAGUCGCAUCCUUUCUUCAAAGGAAUUGACUGGAAUGUUUUACUUGAAAAAAGUAUUAAGUGAUAUUUUUUCUGUGCACCUACUCAUUACUUGAAUAUUUAGUUCUGUUGAUUAUUAUUUUGUUUAUAUUGAGACUGUUGCAGACAUACUUUACCACAUAAAAGAUAUUCGAUUAUAGACAUACAAUUUAUGACCAAAGUAGAUAGUAUUCCAUUAUUAUAUUUAUGUAUGUAUGAAAAAUAUUCACGUCUUACAAAAAGUAUUCAUUUUUCAUGUUCCUACUUAUCCAAUUAAAAUAUUUAUUAUUGACAAA
Coccinella septempunctata (seven-spotted ladybird) is the source of this 2495-nucleotide messenger RNA. Its product is annotated as ribosomal protein S6 kinase delta-1. The record is from RefSeq and is a predicted model, not a curated record. The coding region runs from base 227 to 2245 and encodes 672 amino acids. Gene Ontology annotation, biological process: protein phosphorylation. The transcript has 2 exons. Lineage: Eukaryota; Metazoa; Arthropoda; Insecta; Coleoptera; Coccinellidae. Gene Ontology annotation, molecular function: ATP binding; protein kinase activity; phosphatidylinositol binding.